UCCACACCCUUCCAGCAGUGCUGUGCUUUUCUUUAGCGACAACACCUAGAUUAGUCUUUGUUGCUUCUUUGGUGGGAAAGUUCUUAAAUGCUGGUGUUUUAGGUACUUCCCUUGCGCAUGUAUAUACGCUUUUAUGCUUUUUAAUGCUUCUGAAGACAUUUUAGAUUUAAUGGGAAUUUAAGAAGGGAUCGAUGAAGAUUUGCCUGUUACUGACAAUGAGAAAGUGUCCAGUAUUAACAUCUUGACGUCCCUUCGAGGAGCUGCAUAAGGCAACAGUAACGAUGGAAUCUUUAUCACUGCUGUCUUCUCUGAAAGGAGAAUUCAAGCCCGAAGACUAUGUUCUGCCACAUUACAAAGAAUCGUACCGCCUAGCCAUUGACACUCUAGUGAGUGGAGGCAAGGAGAGGUAUCAGGACUUUCUCGUGUCUGAGCGCAUUGGGGACUUCCUGUCGGAGGAGGAGCUGGAGUUCAUCAUGGCGAACAUGGAGAAGCCUCCUGCAGCCAGCCCCUCUGAGGAUGAUGAGGCACCACACGAUGACACACCCUCCACGGGGACCUACUGGCCGGUGGAUUCUGAUGUGGAGACUCCAGACCUGGACCUGGGCUGGCCUGAGUUCCUGCCUGAUCCCAUCAACCGCACCAAGAUUGAUCUGUUCUUCCACCCCCCUCGCCAAAACUGCCCCACCAUCAAAGAAGUUGUAAGAAAACACAUCCAGGAUGCAAGAAAGGUCAUUGCAAUUGUCAUGGACAUUUUUACAGACGUGGAUAUAUUUAAAGAGGUUGUAGAUGCUUCAGUCCGGGGAGUUCCUGUUUACCUACUGCUUGAUGAUUUCCAAUUCAAAAGCUUUCACACUAUGGCUGAAAAGCAAGAAGUUCAAGUCCAGAGGCUAAGGAACAUGAGGGUGCGCACAGUAAAGGGCCAAGAAUACCUCUGCAGGUCUGGAGCAAAGUUUCAUGGAGCAAUGGAGCAGAAGUUUGUCUUGAUUGACUGCCAGACAGUGGUGUAUGGUUCCUACAGCUUCAUGUGGUCCUUUGAGAAGAUCAAUCUCAGCAUGGUGCAGGUAAUCACUGGCCAGCUUGUUCAGUCCUACGAUGAAGAAUUCCGAAUGCUGUUUGCCCGCUCCACUGUACCUCAAGUAUUUGCUCCGGAGACCGUAUUGCUGGACAGUAAUAAUGGAAAGUGGCAGAAUGGAACUGGCCCUUUAGCCUCACAUGUGUCACAUGCUGGUCAACAGUUUGAACGAAGAGACCAUCUGCGACACACCCUUGACACAGUUUACAUGAAAGCUUGUGGAAGGCAGUACAAUUCGAAGAACAACCUGGGAGACUAUGACAGUGAUGUAUAUCAUAAAAGAACACCUACCUACACACCAGCAAUCCAUACCGGCUUCAACGUACAGAACAGAAUUCAACAAUUUCAGCUUCCUGAGACAAAAAAUUACUUGAAAAGACACAGUUAUGCUGGAGAGAAACAAGAAAGUACCUAUCUUCCCCAGAGGGCUACAAGAUACUUAUCCAGCAACUGGAAUGUGGCAGCAGACAGUGAUAUGCACACUGCACCUGGAAGGAAUGAAUACCUCUCUGGUGGUAUUGGGGAUCAGUACCACCAGGGAAGACUGACCCAACCUUACAACAGGACGUCAAAUGUCCGACAGUCCUUUCAUGGCACUGACAAGCAAGUCCUUUCAUUGCAACAAAACAUGCCAACUCUAGAGCGAACUGCAAAGUCCUUCCUGAGGACAUGGAGGAUUGAAUCAUACCUGAAUAACAGUGACUUUCCUGCUGGGGAGUCUGGGGACUACCUGGAUCACCUUACAAUCCCCUACGAAGGUAUGGACUGCAAAGACAACAAACCGAAUCCCCUUUACAUGCAUUCACGCAUGCGAUCCUCGCUAGUCUUCAAGUCCACGAUACCAGAGCAGCCAGAAUCUAGCAGCUUUGCAACCAACUCAUCAUCUUCUAAGCUACACGAUGAUCCAGCUCUUUCAUGCGGCAACAAGUUUUAUUCCUCACUGCAGAGAAACCCAGUAGUGCCCAUGGAAAACAUGAUGAGACAGGAAGACUACGUGCUAAAAAGACGCAGUCUGCAGAUCUACGAUGAACCCAAGACAAAUCUGAGCUAUGCAAAUGGCAAAGAACCCUACCACUCUGUUUACUCCACCCUUAAGAGAGCACCAUUAAAGCAGCCUGAUUUUGCACAAAAGGAAGAGAACUAUUCUUAUAACAGGCAUAACUUGAAUGGCUCAAAAUCAAAUGUGGACUGCAGUGCUAGAAAUGGAUCAUCUAGCUACAUGUUUGGAGCUCUUGGACAGACGAAUACAAUGGUUCAGAAUGAGGCUGAGAGGACUGUUCAGAAUAAUCCUGUUGUUCCUCAAAUGGAGGGACAGAGAUCAUCUUCACAGCACAACAUUAAGAAUGAUGUGGACAAACACGUGCCUUCAAACUCUAACUGGCAGACACCACCCUUGCGAACUGUGUCUGUUAGCUCUCUUGGAGAAAGCAAUGGCCAACCCUCCCUGAAGUCAAACAAAGGGAGUGAAGGUUCACCACGCUUCUUCAAAAAGAGCACCAAAAAGAUCAAAUCUCUGCUCAGCUUAUCAGACAAAAAAGAUAGCUCUUCCAAGAGCAAAAAUGACUCCAAUUACAAAAUGUGUAGCAGUUCUGACACUUUAAUAUCUGAUGAUGACGACCAGAAUUCCAAAUCGGGCAAAGGGAAGAACGGCAGCACAACGAAUUCCAUCAAAUCUGUUGACAGCACUGCCCAUGCCAAAGCAAAUUCGAAGCCUCAAGCAAAGGAAAAUCAUUUUUCACAUAAUGUCGGAGGUACAUCGGCCCCGCGAUUCGGGACCGAACAGCUCCAUUAUCAGACCGAGCAAGAGCAGCGAAGCACCUCCGACGUCUCCAACGUGCCUCCCAGCACCCUCGAGCGGCAGAGGCCGCAGUCGGGCAGCGCUCGCUACGAGAGGCCGGGCCUGGCGACGGAGGCCUUCCGCAGGAGCCGUCUCAGCGAGAAGCGGGUGUACAGCCGCUUCGAGCCCUUCUGCACCUUCGAGAAGCAGCUGUCUCCCGCGGACCACACGGUGACCGCCACCACGACCAUCCACGCCCCCGAGAAGAAGAGCCUCUUCAGCAGCCGCGCAGGAGCCGGUUUACUGCCUCACAACGGUGCGGGGUACCAGGCAUACCCUCCCCAUGAAAACAAGUUUGGGAGAUUCAUGCAAAGAGUGGGAAAUUUCAUUCACAAACACAAGUGAGCGGAGACGCCGGACACUGAGGAUGGGAAACUCAUCACACCAAUGUCACAUCAGGACAAACUGAGAAGCAGAUUUCUUGGGCACGUUUUUUAGAAUAUAUGCUGUAUAUGUACAGUAUCCUCCUAGUACUGGUCUUGGGGUCAAACUGUGUACUGUGUAUUAUGUAAUGGACUACAUUUUGUAUUACCUCACAUACUGUAUGUGCUUUUAUACAGUCUGUUCUUUUAUUGUAAAUAUUGUAAAAGCCAGAUACAUAGAACUGUUAACCUGUAGGGAGAUAAAUGUGAUAUUUGCAUUUUAAGGCGUAAAGGGAUCGUUCUUUGUAUUCAGGGUUUCAGGAAAAAUAAGAUGCAAAGCAAAUAUUUUAAUCCAGUCUGAUGUCAGUGGAGUGCAAACUCAUUGCAAAGUGGAGAGAUAACACGAAUUUCUAGAGUAGCUACACAGACUUUAGAAUCUUUAAAAAAUAGGUGUAAUGGGAUAUUUCAUGCUACAUUACAGAAAUGUGUGGUAGGGACAGUCUAUAGCAGGCUUAAUUAGUAUUAUAAUUAGACACAUACCUGUGAACAAAACUGAUGCCAUUCAAUGAAAACCCCAGUGUAAUUACACAAUUGAACCAACAAAUGGAUUUUAAACACUCCUUUAUUAUCAUCAAUAAUUACCCAAAUAUGCAGUUAAUAUGUUAGCAAGUUAAUACUGUCCAGCAAGAUGGGGCAGUGGUCAGUGAUCUGCAUAGAAUCUGUAUACAUACUGGUUUGCUCAUUGGGUUCCAAACAAAUUGUGCUUUUUGUGAGUGUGUGCGUGUUUGUGUCUGUGUGAUGGACAGGGUGUAUCCUGCCUUGAACCUAUUACUUGCUGGGAUAGACUCCAGCUAUUCAUGUUCUGCUCGGUUGUGGUUAACUAGAUGAGCUGGGUCAGCUUUUCCCAAAGCAGGUUCACACCUGUGUGCUGAUGUGAAUGAAGUCAGGUGACACAAUGAAUUGCUGCCUCACGAUUUUUCAUCAUUCUCAGAGGGGAGUGACUGAGGUUUGUAUCAAUAUUACCAAAAAACAUUUACAUUCUGCAGAAAAUCCCUGAUACAUCAUUUAAUAUGGCUCACUACUGUAUAACUCUGGCCAAUUAUUUGCUACUAAUCCCAUUUUAUGGACAGCUUACCGCAGUUCACUUCCUGGCAUUCUUAUUGUUCCUCUUUACUAAAAAAAUUAAAUGUACCAUUUUUUUGCAAAAAGUGAUCCAGGAGCACUUCUAGUGUGUCACAGUAUUCAGAAAGGCAAUGCAGUAGACAGCCCCACUGACUUCAUGGUAACAGCUCUCAUUCUCAGGAGAGGACCGAUAUACACCAAGAAAACUACUGCCCAUCAAGUGGAGAAGUGUCAUAGUACUGAAGAAAUUUAGGUAGGCUUGACUGAACAAGACAGGAGUGGACUUUAGCCAGGACACUGGGGAUUAAACCACUCUUAUAAAAAGCGUUGUCUGGUCAUUAAAGACCAAGUAAGCAAAAGUAAGCUGGACCUUGUAUAGUGCCAUGUCAGAAGUAUGACAGAUCCAGCAGCACGGUCUCCCUUGUUACAACACUGGGGCAUUGCAUUUGAAACCUCUGGUGCAGGAGGAAGAGCUCCACCUACUGGUCCCACCAACAGUUACUACAGCAGUCACCUGAAUUUCCUCAGAUGCCUCCACUCCUGGUACCAACUCUGCUUGGUACCUCUGCUUAUUUAGCUUUUGAGACCCAAGGAGAUCAUUUCAAAGUGGCAAUCUUACUGUCAAAACGCAUAGAGAAAAACGAGACAUCAGCCUUUCAGAUUCACAACAUCAUUUUCAGCCUGUAUUUUUUUAAAUGGGGGAAAGCCUCCAUAAAGCUAAUAGGACCACUGCCACAAAGCUCUCAGGCUCCAGUAAUACUCAUGUGUACUGUGUGAAUUUUACAUGGGAUCUUGUCAUCAUGUUGACAUUGGAUUUCUCCAGGUGUUGUAGUCUGGUGUCCCUGAAUUGUCCUUUUCUUCUUGCAUGUGUGUGGGUGCUCUCGAAUGGGCUGGUGUCCUGUCUGUUGUGAAGAAGUUCCAUACUGCACAUUGAAACACUGGUGUCUGUGAGCAUUUUUUAAAAAGAAUGAAACAAGUCAAAGUACAGUGCAGUGAAAAGGCGCUAUGAUAUUGAACAAAAUACUUUGCAUGCAUAAGAAUUUCUUCUGGAUUGUCAGUGAGAAACCUUAACUAGUUCAGAUUCACAAAAUUACUUUGACAAGUCACAUAAUUAGUUAUAAAGUGUUAUUAUCAUAACAGGCAAAAUAGGCAAAAUAACAGGCAAAUCUUAGAUAAACACCUGCAUCAGUCUGCUAAAGACCUAAACCUGUGACAAAAAUUCACCUUCAAGCAAGAGACCAACCUUCUGAAUGAUACAAAGGCUUAACAUCAGGGAAAGUGAACGUUCUUGAGUGGGCCAGUCAAAGUGACAUGAAUCCAAUAUGGAAAUGAAAAUUCUUGCCAUCAACAAGCUCCAACCAAUCUGGAAAGUAUGGGCAAGUUUGCAAAGUAGAACGGGCUAAAAUUGCACCCAUGUGCAAAGUUGGUAGAUGAAUGGAUGCCUUCCAGCAUGUAGGGGCAUCACCAUCCUGUUGCUGUUUCUGUAACAUUCAUUUUGUACAGGAGAGGGUUGUUAGCCUUGUGCCCAACAGCCAACAUGGAGGACCUGGUGCCCAACAUGGGACAUGAACCCAGUACCUGAGAUUAUGAGUCUCAUGCUCAACCAACAGAACUAGUCGGGACCCAAAGCUGGUAGAGACCAACCAGCAUACAGUAUUUUAAUCUUUUUGCUUUGCUGUUAUAGCUGACAUUUAACUGACCAUUCACACUUUGAUUACAAAUAUUCAUAUGAAUAAAAUGUGUAAAUACAAUAUAAUUUCUAAAUCAACAUAAAGCAACAUCAUUGGAUGGGGGUUCAUACUUUGCAGGUACUGUCCUGUAUAAACUGUCCUACUGUAUAUCUAUUUAAAUACACAUCUUUUCACACUGUUUAGCAGAAUGUUCUACUUUAAGCAGUGCGUCUGCUGUCUGCUGUAAUACGCAGCACAUCUGAGUGCUGUUAAUGAGUGCCAGUUAAAGCAUGCAGGGGUUUCUGUGUCGUAUGCCUUACAAUUGUGUGGUGUUUUGUCCAAGUGAUUGCUAAGUAGUGUAUGUAGUUCUUAGAGUGCAGAGAACAGUCUAAUACAAUGUCAUUCAUUCAUUAGCAGUAUCUCGGAAGUCAUCUUUAAAUGACACCACGUGACUAGUACUGGAGAGCAAAAAAGUUCAUUAAAAGUAAUUUUCCAAUCUCUGUCUAUGUCUUUGUUUGUUAUGUGCAGCGUGUAAAGUAUCAUGGAUAGAGAGAGAUUUUGUGCUAAAGUGUCCUAUUUUAAAAAGGGAAUAAAAAGAAGUCAACCAUGAAAAGUAUUUUCUGUACUGUUUUACUGCACUGUAAAACAACACAAAAGCAUCUACAUCCAAUGCUUUCUGGAUUCUGCAGAAUGUUACCCAAGCAUCCACUGUAAGUGUUUUUUUCAGCACACUGGCAGACAGGAAGUCAAGCUCUAUGCACAGAGAGGCAAAGUGAUUUUGUUAAUCCAUAUGAACACAUGGUUCCCAAAAUGAAAACCUAUUUUAGAAAAGUCAAUUUAAUUAAUAAGUAUACUAAAAAGUCACAAACACCCUAAUCAUCACCUUGAUGAUCCCUUGUAGAUGCAACACUGUGGUAUAUGUUUCUUAAAGUAUUUCAGUAUCUAUCUACUUCUUACCUAUUGUGUAUUCCAUAAAGAAAUGUUUGUACUGUAAGAAAUACGAAA
Molecule: messenger RNA, 7068 nt
Organism: Lepisosteus oculatus (spotted gar)
Lineage: Eukaryota; Metazoa; Chordata; Actinopteri; Semionotiformes; Lepisosteidae
Gene: sack1b
Product: family with sequence similarity 83 member B
Biological process (GO): signal transduction
Cellular component (GO): cytoplasm; membrane
Molecular function (GO): protein kinase binding
Source: RefSeq, a predicted model, not a curated record